AUGACGGUAGACGGCAGCAGGAGGUCGAGCAAGAGGAGAAGGCUGGAGGGAUCAGACAAGACGAGAGAGGAAGGAGAGGAGAGAGGGGACAUCGAAUCAGACAUAGAGAAGAGAGUGAAGAAAAGAGCGAAAGUAUGCGAGCACGGGCGGGUCCGAUCGAGAUGCCAGGAAUGCGGGGGCGGCAGCAUAUGCCAGCACGGGCGGCAGCGAUCGGUAUGCAAGGGAUGCGGGGGCAGGAGCAUAUGCGAGCACGGGCGGGUCCGAUCGGUAUGCAAGGGAUGCGGGGGCGGGAGCAUAUGCGAGCACGGGCGGGUCCGAUCAGGAUGCAAGGGAUGCGGGGGCAGCAGCAUAUGCGAGCAUGGGCGGCGGCGAUCGGGAUGCAAGGAGUGCGGGGGCAGCAGCAUAUGCGAGCACGGGCGCCAGCGAUCGGGAUGCAAGGACUGCGGGGGCAGCAGCAUAUGCGAGCACGGGCGGCAGCGAUCGGUAUGCAAGGUGUGCGGGGGCAGGAGCAUAUGCGAGCACGGGCGGGUCCGAUCGAGAUGCCAGGAAUGCGGGGGCGGCAGCAUAUGCGAGCACGGGCGGGAGCGAUCGAAAUGCAAGGGAUGCGGGGGCAGGAGCAUAUGCGAGCACGGGCGGCGGCGAUCGGUAUGCAAGGAGUGCGGGGGCAGGAGCAUAUGCGAGCACGGGCGGGUCCGAUCGAGAUGCAAGGACUGCGGGGGCAGGAGCAUAUGCGAGCACGGGCGGGAGCGAUCGGUAUGCAAGGAGUGCGGGGGCGGGAGUAUAUGCGAGCACGGGCGGGUCCGAUCGAGAUGCCAGGAAUGCGGGGGCGGCAGCAUAUGCGAGCACGGGCGGCGGCGAUGGGAAUGCAAGGGAUGCGGGGGGGGGAGCAUAUGCGAGCACGGGCGGCCGCGAUCGGUAUGCAAGGAGUGCGGGGGCAGGAGCAUAUGCGAGCACGGGCGGGUCCGAUCGAGAUGCAAGGAGUGCGGGGGGGGCAGCAUAUGCGAGCACGGGCGGGUCCGAUCGGGAUGCAAGGAGUGCGGGGGGGGGAGCAUAUGCAAGCACGGGCGGGAGCGAUCGGGAUGCAAGGGAUGCGGGGGGGGGAGCAUAUGCGAGCACGGGCGGCAGAGAUCGAGAUGCAUGGACUGCAGGGGCAGGUGCAUAUGCGAGCACGGGCGGGAGCGAUCGAAAUGCAAGGAGUGCGGGGGGGGGAGCAUAUGCGAGCACGGGCGGCGGCGUUCGGUAUGCAAGGAGUGCGGGGGCAGGAGCAUAUGCGAGCACGGGCGGCGGCGAUCGGGAUGCAAGGAGUGCGGGGGAGGGAGCAGCAGGUACAGACAGGCGAGGAGCUGA
Molecule: messenger RNA, 1347 nt
Organism: Guillardia theta CCMP2712
Lineage: Eukaryota; Cryptophyceae; Pyrenomonadales; Geminigeraceae
Exons: 1
Coding region: 1-1347 (448 amino acids)
Source: RefSeq, a predicted model, not a curated record